This is a messenger RNA of Sphaerodactylus townsendi, 1345 nucleotides long. Its product is annotated as plasma membrane ascorbate-dependent reductase CYBRD1. The transcript has 4 exons. The coding region runs from base 59 to 907 and encodes 282 amino acids. NCBI's taxonomy places the organism in Eukaryota, Metazoa, Chordata, Lepidosauria, Squamata, Sphaerodactylidae. Gene Ontology annotation, molecular function: oxidoreductase activity. Gene Ontology annotation, cellular component: lysosomal membrane. The record is from RefSeq and is a predicted model, not a curated record.
AGUUUGUUUUGGGUCUGCUGCAGCCGCCUGGCGAUUCUCGCCUGGGACUGCGAGGGGAAUGGAGGACUACGGGCGCUUCCUGGCGCUCCUGGGCUCGGCGCUGCUGGUCGGCUUCCUCUCCGUCAUCUUCACUCUGGUCUGGGUCCUCCACUACCGCGAAGGGCUGGCCUGGGAUGGCGGCGCGGCCGAGUUUAACUGGCACCCGGUCCUGAUCCUCACGGGCUUCGUGUUCGUGCAAGGCAUCGCCAUUAUUGUGUACCGGUUACCAUGGACCUGGAAAUGCAGCAAAGUUCUGAUGAAAUUAAUUCAUGCUGGGUUAAAUACCAUUGCUCUGACACUGGCAAUUAUUUCACUGGUGGCUGUUUUUGAUUUCCAUAACACCGCGAAGAUUCCUAACAUGUACAGUCUGCACAGCUGGAUUGGGUUGACGGCUGUCAUUCUGUAUUCUCUACAGCUUGUUCUAGGUUUUGUAGUCUUCCUACUUCCCUUCGCUCCCAUUUCCCUUCGGGCAGCGCUGAUGCCGAUCCAUGUUUACUCUGGUCUUCUUAUCUUCGGAACCGUGAUUGCAACUGUACUAAUGGGAAUUACAGAAAAACUUAUUUUUGCCUUGAAAGCUCCUCCCUACAGAGAUUCUCCAGAAGAAGCUCUGUUUGUCAAUACUCUUGGCCUUCUGGUUGUGGUCUUUGGCGGUAUCAUUUUAUGGAUGGCAACAAGACCCCAUUGGAAGCGUCCGCUUGAACCGAAUUCAAAAGUCCAAGAAAAAAUUGGAGGAAAGUAUGAAGGUAACCAAGAGGGUCUAACUAAGACGGACUGCAACGAUAGAGAGAACUCUGAUGUAGAGCUCAGCAGUGAGGCCAGAAAACAACAUCUCAGCCUUGAUGAUGCUGGACAACGAUCAACCAUGUAAAAGCACUGGGUUCGAUCCAACCAGUUUCUCCAUUGGUGGAAAAAGGCGGAGAGGGAUUCCCUUUGACCACCACCAAAAAGGCUAUGCUGGGAUUAUGGGACUUGCAUGGACAAAGGCCAUGUGGGGUGGGGGUUGUAGUAAGAAAAGGGUUGUAGUAAGAAAGGGCAUUAAACAAGAUGGAGUGAAAAAGCUGGCUGGAUCCAGCCCAGGGAUCCAAUUCAGUAGUUGUUCAGCUCACAGUGACCAAAGAGCUCUCACUUCUUCAUUCCAUAUAACAUAACUUUUAGAAAAAUUGAUAGGAGUUAGUGAACACUGUGAUACUAGAAGGACAUAUCCUAAGCUAUAAUUCUUCUUAUUGUAACUUUUUUAUUUCAAUAAAAUGUGAGAUUGAAAAGAGGUGUGUCAGAUUUCCAGUGACACAAACCCUGUUGUCUUUAA